This is a messenger RNA of Dipodomys spectabilis (banner-tailed kangaroo rat), 1191 nucleotides long. It is a transcript of the gene Ppp1r3b, whose product is annotated as protein phosphatase 1 regulatory subunit 3B. The transcript has a single exon. Gene Ontology annotation, biological process: regulation of glycogen catabolic process; regulation of glycogen biosynthetic process. The record is from RefSeq and is a predicted model, not a curated record. Gene Ontology annotation, cellular component: protein phosphatase type 1 complex. The coding region runs from base 21 to 878 and encodes 285 amino acids. Gene Ontology annotation, molecular function: protein phosphatase 1 binding; glycogen binding; protein phosphatase regulator activity. NCBI's taxonomy places the organism in Eukaryota, Metazoa, Chordata, Mammalia, Rodentia, Heteromyidae.
UAACCUAUUCAUCUAACCCCAUGAUGGCCGUGGAUAUAGAGUACAGAUACAACAGCAUGGCUCCUUCUCUGCGUCGAGAGCGCUUUGCAUUCAAGGUAUCCCCGAAGCUGAGCAAGCCCCUGAGGCCCUGCAUUCAGCUAACCAGCAGGACGGAAGCCGGUGGAAUGGUGACCCCAACAGUCCCUGAGAAAAAGGUGAAAAAGCGGGUUUCCUUUGCAGACAACCAAGGGCUGGCCCUGACAAUGGUCAAAGUGUUCUCAGAAUUCGAUGACCCAUUAGAUAUUCCAUUCAACAUCACCGAGCUACUAGACAACCUGGUGAGUCUGACGACAGCAGAGAGCGAGAGCUUUGUUCUGGAUUUUUCACAACCCUCUGCAGAUUACUUAGACUUUAGAAACCGUCUUCAGACCAAUCAUGUCUGCCUGGAAAACUGCGUGUUGAAAGACAAAGCCCUCGCAGGGACCGUGAAGGUUCAGAACCUGGCCUUCGAGAAGAUUGUGAAAAUCAGAAUGACAUUUGACACUUGGAAAAGCUUCACAGACUUUCCUUGUCAGUAUGUGAAAGACACUUAUGCCGGGUCCGACAGGGACACGUUCUCCUUUGACAUCAGCCUCCCCGAGAAAAUUCAGUCCUAUGAAAGAAUAGAAUUUGCUGUGUGUUAUGAGUGUAAUGGCCAGGCAUAUUGGGACAGCAACAGAGGCAAAAACUACAGGAUCAUCCGAGCAGAGCUAAAAGCCACUCAGGGAAUGAUGGAACCACAAAAUGGACCGGAUUUUGGAAUAGCCUUUGACCAGUUUGGAAGCCCAAGGUGUUCUUAUGGUCUAUUUCCCGAGUGGCCUAGUUACUUAGGAUAUGAAAAGCUAGGGCCCUACUAUUAGUGACUGCAGUUGGCAGGCAGUGACACUGAUCAUGGAACGGAGAAGCCAGGAGAAGCGCAAAGUUGAACUGCCCCUUAGGCACGGUUUUUGCAAAGAAAGGGUCCUGCACAGUUUUCUUCAGUCAGCAAGUCCAGCAGCUUUAGAUCACAGAACUGAUUGCUUGCUCAGAGGUUGUUUGCACUGGUCCAUUUUGGCACCCAGGGUGGCCACAAAGGAAUAAGCAGGAUGGUUCCAGAAGGGUCUGGAGAGAAGCCAUGCCUGUGGGCAGUGCUGUGGAAGCUAGAGGAGGAGUUUGAGUUCUCUGCACUCCCAG